This is a messenger RNA of Salvelinus fontinalis (brook trout), 6398 nucleotides long. Its product is annotated as zinc finger protein 345-like. The transcript has 4 exons. Bases 3872 to 5587 code for a protein of 571 amino acids. NCBI's taxonomy places the organism in Eukaryota, Metazoa, Chordata, Actinopteri, Salmoniformes, Salmonidae. The record is from RefSeq and is a predicted model, not a curated record. Gene Ontology annotation, molecular function: DNA-binding transcription factor activity, RNA polymerase II-specific; RNA polymerase II cis-regulatory region sequence-specific DNA binding. Gene Ontology annotation, biological process: regulation of transcription by RNA polymerase II.
GACAACCAGCAGAGUUCUGUUAGUUGACAGGAAGAUAGACUGGUAUCUGUUACCAGGACAACCAGCAGAGUUCUGUUAGUUGACAGGAAGAUAGACUGGUAUCUGUUACCAGGACAACCAGCAGAGUUCUGUUAGUUGACAGGAAGAUAGACUGGUAUCUGUUACCAGGACAACCAGCAGAGUUCUGUUAGUUGACAGGAAGAUAGACUGGUGGAUAUGGAUGUUAUGAAUAUCAUAACACUGAAAAAGGAUUCUGCCAAUGAAAAGAGAGAAACCAAUAGACCAUAUAAAACCUUGAUGAAAGUUCGUUUUGGAGAGAAAGUUUCAAUGAUCCGUUGUAAGGUGCUUGUUUUACAAAAACUUUUCCUUAAAACAUUAUGGAUGUUACAUUGCCUGUCCCAGUCAACCCCCCUAUCUUUACAAGACUGUAGAACAGGCAAACUAAACUCCAGACACUGGUAAUUAAUUAACUAAUACUGGAGGAAAGCUGUGAUCAGGCUGCCCACUCAAGAGAAAGCUUCAAACUGUAACCAGUGCCUGCAACCUUGAUCAGGUUAUCAAUCAACCUACCAGGGUAGUUACAAACAGUAGAGGAAUGAAAUCAUCAACAUAUUUUGAUCAUAUCUUUACUAAUGCUGCAGAAAUUUGUUUGAAAGCAGUAUCCAGAUUCUUUGGAUGUAGUGAUCACAAUAUAGUAGCCAUGUCUAGGAAAACCACAGUUCCAAAAGGCUGGGCCUAAUGUGCUAUUUAAGAGGUCAUACAAAUGUUUGUAGUGAUUCCUAUGUUGUUGAUGUUGUUAGGUUAUUUUUUUUCACAGUAAAUAACUCACGGACACUAGAGAAGCUUUAACCAAGUUUAAUUAUUCCCAAAGGUUCUGUACAUCUGUAAUUCAGACAACCCAACAUUUGUUCCAUCCAGAUAUACAGUGGGGCAAAAAUGUAUUUAGUCAGCCACCAAUUGUGCAAGUUCUCCCACUUAAAAAGAUGAGAGAGGUCUGUAAUUUUCAUCAUAGGUACACUUCAACUAUGACAGACAAAAUGAGAAAAAAAAUCCAGAAAAUCACAUUGUAGGAUUUUUCAUGAAUUUAUUUGCAAAUUAUGGUGGAAAAUAAGUAUUUGGUCAAUAACAAAAGUUUAUCUCAAUACUUUGUUAUAUACCCUUUGUUGGCAAUGACAGAGGUCAAACGUUUUCUGUAAGUCUUCACAAGGUUCAUUGGUGGCUGACUAAAUACUUUUUUGCCCCACGUUAUGUCUCAAGUAAGACAUUCCUCCUUCUCUCCAAUCCUUACAUCUUAUGGUUCCACAGGAAGAGAGUAAAGAGGGUAACAGGAUACCACACCUUUGUCUCCCUGAUGAGAAUCUGUCCUGACCUCAACCCCUCCUUCAUCUAAUCCACAGAUGUCCAUCUGUCUCCCCUGUUUCACACUUUGCUUUCCUCUCGUCCACCCAACACAUAGAUAAUGUGUUACUGGUGUAGAGAAGAGUAGGAUUGGUUAACACUGCUCUACACUCUCCUAGAUAAUGUGUUACUGGUGUAGAGAGGAGUAGGAUUGGUUAACACUGCUCUACACUCUCCUAGAUAAUGUGUUACUGGUGUAGAGAAGAGUAGGAUUGGUUAACACUGCUCUACAUUCUCUUAGAUAAUGUGUUACUGGUGUAGAGAGGAGUAGGAUUGGUUAACACUGCUCUACACUCUCCUAGAUAAUGUGUUACUGGUGUAGAGAGGAGUAGAAAGGAUGCAGUCUCAGGUUUGGAAAGACUGAAUUUAUUUCAGCACCAACAGAUCAAAGCGGAACAAAACCCAAACGUGGUUGUGCUCAAAUUAGAUCUUCAUUAACAAAAAGGCACAGGGUGAACUAUAUAAAGUACUCAGGAAAUAGGAGUAGGAGAGAUUCCUCUCAGGAAAACAAGUAACAUUUACAAAUGACCGACAAAAAGACAAAAUGUCAGAGGGAGUGUAUAUAUACAGUGAUAGAGGGGCGAUUGGAACCAGGUGCGUGUAAUGAUGACGAGACAAGUCCGGGGGUUGAUGAGUGAAGGGCGUUUGACAGCGGUAGGUUCGGCAGCAGCUAGAAGGCCGGGGGUUGAUGAGUGAAGGGCGUUUGACAGCAGUAGGUUCGGCAGCAGCUAGAAGGCCGGGGGUUGAUGAGUGAAGGGCGUUUGACAGCAGUAGGUUCGGCAGCAGCUAGAAGGCCGGGGGUUGAUGAGUGAAGGGCGUUUGACAGCAGUAGGUUCGGCAGCAGCUAGAAGGCCGGGGGUUGAUGAGUGAAGGGCGUUUGACAGCAGUAGGUUCGGCAGCAGCUAGAAGGCCGGGGGUUGAUGAGUGAAGGGCGUUUGACAGCAGUAGGUUCGGCAGCAGCUAGAAGGCCGGGGGUUGAUGAGUGAAGGGCGUUUGACAGCAGUUUGUUCGGCAGCAGCUAGAUGGCCGGCAACGCUGAACGCCUGAGCUGGACAGGAGGGGGAGCCAAAGCGAAGUCUGGUGUGACAUAAUGAGAGAAAAUCAAUAGAAUAUUUAAUAUAUUUUCUCAAAUUCCGUUUUCUCCGUUUAGUUAUUUUCCAGGUUUCUGAUAUUGUCUCUGUUUUUCAGUUUUUCGCUCUCAAAAUCACAUUGUUAAUAGAAAAACAACAAAAGGAGACCACUUUUGUCGUCCGAGAAAAAUCUAAGACAUUUUCAUUUUUGGGUGUAGAUACCCUUUAAUUCAAGUGGCACCAGCAAGAGCCUUGCUUGGUUAGUGGUGUCUCUGUAGCACACAUGUGAUUGCAGAGUUUGCUGAACAAAUCACAACUGGAUUGAUGCAAAUAAUCAUGAUAUCAUUCUGCCAGGUAGGCAUAGACUACUUUGUAGUUGACAUUUAAUUGACAAGGUUUGUGGGAAAACUUUUCCAUCAACCAGAAGAUGGUUGUCAUUAGCAUCAUCGCUAACAGCUACACAUAGUGGUAGACAAAUGCACUCAGACAGGGGCAUUUCCUGACUGUUUCCUCUUCAGAAAGUUGAAGGAAAAUACAAAUCACUGAGGUGAAUUUAAAAACGACUUGCAGGCAGUGGGUUAAAAAUAACUAUGACAAAAAAUGAAUACAAAUUAUACCACCACCCAAAAGGGCACUUUAGAGACAGGAAGGGUAAAGGGGCAUGUGCUCUACACAGGUAGAGUCCUAUCUGUCCAUGUUGCCUUUUGCAAAGUGGGCACUGCUUUAUGUGCUAACACCAACACUCACCUAAAUAUCCCAUAUGCCACUGGGUGGGAGAAGUUUUCAUUGUUUUUGGGCAGAAUUAUGUGAGGUGUUGUUAGCGAUGAGCCUUGGUCAAUUUGACGAGGAUGGCAUAUUCCAAGCUAAUGUCGCCCUCUUCAAUCUGUCACCUAAUCCUCUUCAAUCUGUCACCUAAUGGGCAGGUCAGCCCUGGAGGAAAGUUUUGGCUCUAAGAAGUAAGAUAACAUAACAUCUGGUUGUUUUUAAAUUACUUUUUUUGACAUUGCUUUAUUUUUGUUCCAAUCUGUGUUACCCACUCCAGUCAGCAGAUGGCAAUGUGAGUUUUUCAGGUAAUGCUUCUUGCGUGACGUAUAAUUUAAUGGACGGGGCGGGAGGCUUCUUCAACAGCGACAAAAGGCCUCUGAUUCAACCAACGCGGUGGUUUGCUAGCGAACAUAAAACCGGAGCAUUUAAGCUCUUUAGACUAAUCUUGUGUAUAUUAAUCUUGGUGUUUAGAACACAAUUCUGUUUACGUAUCUACUAGUUCAUUUUAACGUAAUUUGCUUCUUAAAUUAGCGAAUGUGUUAACUUCAUACCGCACUAGGCUAAUCGCCCAGAGCAUGAGCUCACUAAACUAGACGGAGAAAAUAAGUUCUGGUGAAAGGAGAGGAAGAAGCUUCAGAAUGAAAAUGGAGGAAGAUGCCGUAACAUUGAAGGAGGAGAAAGUAGUGAAAGGAGAGGAAGAACCUUUUGGAGUAAAAGAGGAAGAGGAGGCUAUCUCAAUAAAAGAGGAGGAAGACGUUUUGGAAGUGAAAAGGGAGGAGGAGGAGUCAGAAUAUCCGAUUACCAUCAGAGAGAGAUGUGACUAUCAUGGAUUCUCUGGGGAGCCUCAACAACAUCCUGAUGCUGACGAGGCAGAGAAGAGUCUCUCCAGAACAGAACACCAGAUGGACAACGCUAGCCCUUCCUCCCUCCCGGAGUCCCCGUGUCGUGCCUCUCCCGGUAGCGCCUUACUGCUGGGUAUGAAGAGGUUGUCUGUGCUGCUGGUGGACUGCAGGAAAACAACAGGGCUGAGUGGAACUGUGAGAGGAGGAGAAGAGAAGAAAGGAUCAGAUUUGACACAUCAAAGAGAACGACCAGACUCAGAGGAACCAGAGCCAGGGACAUCCAAACCAGCAAGACGACACCAGUGCUCCCACUGUAGAAAGAGUUGUAACCGGUUAUGGGACCUGAAACAACAUGAGAGAAUACACACAGGGGAGAAGCCUUACCACUGCUCACAGUGUGGAAAGUGUUUCAAAAUGUCACGGGACCUGAAACGACAUGAGAGAAUACACACGGGAGAGAAGCCUUACCACUGCUCCCAGUGUGGAAAGUGUUUCAAACAGCCAGGGCAUCUGAAACAGCACGAGAGAAUACACACAGGGGAGAAGCCUUACCACUGCUCCCAGUGUGGAAAGUGUUUCAAACAGUCAGGGGAGCUGAAACAACAUGAGAGAAUACACACAGGGGAGAAGCCUUACCACUGCUCCCAGUGUGGAACGUGUUUCAAAAUGUCACGGAACCUGAAACGACAUGAGAGAAUACACACGGGAGAGAAGCCUUACCACUGCUCCCAAUGUGGAAAGUGUUUCAACUGGUCAGGGGAGCUGAAACGACAUGAGAGAAUACACACCGGGGAGAAGCCUUACCACUGUUCCCAGUGUGGAAAGUGUUUCAACCAGUCAGGGGAGCUGAAACAACAUGAGAGAAUACACACAUGGGAGAAGCCUUACCACUGCUCCCAGUGUGGAAAGUGUUUCAAAAUGUCACGGGACCUGAAACGACACGAGAGAAUACACACGGGAGAGAAGCCUUACCACUGCUCCCAACGUGGAAAGUGUUUCAACCGGUCAGGGGAGCUGAAACAACAUGAGAGAAUACACACAGGGGAGAAGCCUUACCACUGCUCCCAAUGUGGAAAGUGUUUCAACUGUUUAGGGGAGCUGAAACGACAUGAGAGAAUACACACCGGGGAGAAGCCUUACCACUGCUCCCAGUGUGGAAAGUGUUUCAGCCAGUCGGGGGGGCUGAAACAACAUGAGAGAAUACACACCGGGGAGAAGCCUUACCACUGCUCCCAGUGUGGAAAGUGUUUCCGCCAGUCAGGGGAGCUGAAACAACAUGAGAGAAUACACACGGGAGAGAAGCCUUACCACUGCUCCCAGUGUGGGAAGUGUUUCAAACAGGCAGGGCAUCUGAAACGGCACGAGAGAAUACACACAGGGGAGAAGCCUUACCACUGCUCCCAGUGUGGAAAGUGUUUCAACCAGUCAUGGGAGCUGAAAGGACAUGAGAGAAUACACACAGGGGAGAAGCCUUACCACUCCUCCCAGGGUGCAAAGCUUUUGCCCAUUUAGGAAGCCUGAAAUAACACAUUAGACUGCACACAGAGCGGAGAAUGCUUACAAAAGCCCAGACUUAGGGAAAAUAUAUCACUCAUAACAGUCUUUUAAACGUCAUUAGAGAAUCCACACAGGAGAGAGAAAUUACUUCUCUUAGCGUGUAUACUGAUAUUUCACAUCACAUUGACUUAAUAUUCAUCAGAGUACAUACACAGUGCUCCCAUUGUCUUAUAUUGUUGACUGAUAAUGUGUUUACUUGUUUUUACCAUAUGAAAUUAAAUGGUACAAGGUAUACUCAAACAUAUAUUUGUUUGUUUUUAUUAGAAAACAUGAAUUUAAUAUGGAGUAUGUCACUUUGAAUAUAAAGUAGAUCAGAUUCCAUGUGUUUAAAUGGUCCUUUUUAAAACUCUUUGUGUGUGUUUAUCUGGGUGUGUCAUUCCUCCAGCACUACAGAUAAUACAGUGAUAUUUGGAUGUGAUGCAUUUGUUCCAUUGUUUACAUUUGCAUUGUUGGCCCACUGAUGAUUUAAUGAAAUUCAAAUAUUCAGACUGUAACGGAAAAUGUUAAUUGUAUGUGUGUCCACAUAAGUGAUUAUGUGACUAACCUUGUGAAACUGUCCUAUUUUAAUCUCCUGUUCUUGGGACCAUCAUUAUGUGUUGCAAACCAGCUGCACCUGCGUCCUUGUAUGAAUAAAGUCCCUCCCAGGAACAGGAAACUAUAAAGAUAUGUGCUCAUCACCCAAUGCUUUGGGAAUUCAGACUGUCUACACUGCGGUGUGUAACUCUGUUAUUCUCUCUGAGCUCAGAAAUAAAGAAUCUUGGUUUGA